AGUGAUCCGAAGAGUGCUCUCCUAAUUUUUUUUGUGUCUAGAAAGCACUAAACUGAGAGGAUUUGCUUGUACAGCCACCAAGAAUGACAAUAUAUCAACUAAAAACUUCUCAUGACAUUCAAGGACUGAAGUUAUGCCUCAAGGCGGGACUGGCUUGUUCCCGAUAGAUAACUUCAAGCAACAUAACAGCUUGUCAACCAAAAUACAGUGGAUUAGAGCUCUAAAACGUUCAUGCGUCACCUCGAGGACAACGCAGCGUGCCGGAGAGUCUAUGGGGACAGCAUAUUUCAGAACUGAUGUGAAUAUUAGCACAGCGUAGAACAAAUCAGACUCUUCUCUGAGACACAGUCCGGACUGACAAGGAGGGUGUGUUAACUCCCUUGGGCAAGAAACCAGUCGGACAACUUAGAGGCAAAAGAUUUUCACUUUCUCGAAACAAUGGGAUAAGUCUUCUACAACGGUGCAGCGUCGCUAUGGCCCGAGGUCAGCUUUACGCUAAAAGUGCUUUCUUUUCGACGGUUAUCCGUAAUCAUCAGGUGAUAUUCCACUUCGCGUUGUCGAUUGUAGACAGCGGAGCAAUCAAUUCAACAUAUUUCAGGCGUACGUGCAAGCAAAUACCAACGCUAGAUGAUAACGAGCCGAUCAGAUUCCGUGUCCGAACGCCAGAAGUCGGGUUGAGACAAGAUGCACAGCCUAUUGAACUGGGGAUGAACGACUUGAGGGGUCGAAAAACAAAGUGGCUAGUCAGCCAGACGCUCACAGUGACGGCUAUACACAUGUAGGUAUGGCAUUGAAGGAGAGUAAUCGCUGCGUAUAUGAUAUAAGUUUGCGCACAAUGCUCGAUCCAAUUUAUCCUCGAUAUAUUGACAUCAAACAUCCACAUCAUCGAGUCCAAAUCAAACCCCCAGACAACGAUACUACAUGAGUACCUCUUCAACAAAUAUGACCGACGUGCAUGCAAAAAACUCGAGCGUUGACCAGAGCGUGCUCAAACGGCAGCGCGAAGCGCUGGAGCAUCAGCUCGAAAGCAACUGGAACGGACUGCUGAUCAACGACUUUCUGAACUGCGACACCUCAGCAGCGAGCGAUCUUUGGGCGGCUGAGCGCCGCGAGCUCGAGCGGCUAUCGAACACGCCGCCGGCCCGUCUCGCCGACGUCGAAGUAGACAAGACGCCGCUGUCCCCGCGCGAGAAGCGGGAGCACGAGUUGGAGACGACAGGCAACGGACUGCUUGUCAACGACUACUUGAACUGCAACGCUUCGUCUGCGGAAGCCUUGUUUGAAAACGACCGUGAGGAGAUGGCCUAUGCCGAGAAGUCCUAUGCCGAGAAGUCCUCCACGAGGUCGAAGAACGCGAAUUGUCCGGAAGAAGAAAAAGAUGAAGAAGAAAGAAGGGACGGCGCUGAACGCGCUCUCGAGCAAGCCUGGAACGGCCUGGUCGUCAAUGACUGGCUGAACUGCGACAGUUCGGCAGUGGAGGAGCUUUGGGACGCAGAACGGGAUCAGAUCAGUCGGGCCUCGUCUCGUGGCAGGGCAGAUCCGGAGGCCGGACUAUCAGGUCAAAGAUGAAAAGAGCGGUAAUGUCCCAUUUGUACCGUCAAUGUUAGUAAAAUUUAAUAUGACCGGCAUGAGCACACAAAAGACUUUUUUGACGAUUUGUCCUAAUCUUGCAAUCUGCAUACUGUCUUGAGGCUUUGUCUUGCCCGGAAACGUCAACACGGUCUCCGGGCUGAUUUGCGCUGGAAAAUGAAAAAGUAUGGACUUCAUUACUAUUAUUAUUGCUGCUCUGUCUCGCUUCAAGAGCAUACUGAUACACUGGCUCAUGGUACGCCAAAGAUGACAAACGCCACCCACCUACUCAUCCAAAUGAUAUGUGGCACAAUGAGUUGCGUUGUGGUAAAAGGACAUUCCUAGUUCAAAAUACAGACGGUUCGAAUCAAACAUUUCGAUCGGCAUCCGGCACCUGACCGCGAUAACGCUCUUUCCGCCUUAGGGUUUGGUCCAACUUAGCGUCCGGAGGCUCUCAUGCCAGCAUCCUCUUCGCCCUCGAGUUUCAUGUGUUCUGGUUCGCUUAUACCUUUCUGUGCGGCUAGCCACUUGCCGUUGGCAGCAAUGGCCUGUCUCUCAUAUUUGCUCUUUAUCUCGCCCUGCCACAUGGUGCCCAUGUACGCAUCCCAAAAUGUAAACCAGGGCUGACUAAAGUUGGUCUUGAUACCCCAGCUCUGAUGGUGGAUGUCGUGGUAGGCGGCAUUGUUGGAUGACAUGCGCUGGAAUGGGUCCCACGGAAGCUUAUAGCCGCAAUGAUCGUCGACGGUUUUGGCCGACGAGAUGCCAAAGAAAAUAAUCGAUUGGCGCGUGGAGAGUCCCAUGACCAGAUAGGCGACACCAGAGCCGAGCGUGUCGAGGAGGAAGCCUUCGACGGGAUGAUUGUAUAGAGCGCCAUAUGCGUAUGGCACGUAAAGACGGUGAUGUCGUGAGUGGAAGGUAGCUGAAAAGAGCUAAGCAAAGACGCUGCAACAGGUUGGGAGGUAAAGACUUACUGUACAACCACUUGUUGAGAUGCAUGGCACGGUGCCAGAAGUACUGCCAGGUGUCGAGGACGAUCAUGGCACCAAGUAGCUGCAGGCCGGGAAUGACGACGUAGUACAAGGCCUUUGCUACCCAGAUUUCCCAUGCCGCAAAGGCCGGCGCCAGAGUAAGCUCGCCGUUGAUGAGAGCUGUCUGCAUAGGGUACUUGCCGCCGGCCACGACGCUUGCCAAGAUCGGUGCCGAAACCUGCCAGUUCUUACUUAAGGCCGCAGCGUUGAUGCCAACCAUUCCAAGAAUCGAAGGCACAGCCUUCUCCAGGACGCGAAUCCUCCUAGCCCAAACGGCGAUGUCGUACUCUUCCCGGCCGUACAUAGGUUCGGGAUCAAAGUAGGACAGGGCAAUGCCAGCCAGAGUUUCAAUUAUCUGCUGUAUAAUGACGUCGCGAAAGACAUCCCACCUCGAGGCAUGGUUGCGCAUCAGCAGCUCCUGCGGUGUAUGAAGGCGAUACUGCGGCCACACGUCGUAAACAUCGAUUAUGUGGAAGAAGAUGGACAGGACCCAAUAGGUUACGAUCGGUGCAGCGAGAGACAAGGUAAGAUCCGAGGCCCACGGGACCAGAGGAGGCAGAGGCUUGAGCUCGUACUCGGGCAGUGGCGGCAGGGAGUCGACGGUGAAGUUGGAGGCCAUCGCUUCGAAGAGGAGAGAAAUGAAAAGGGGGACCCAAGUGUGCGAGAGAUCUGGAGGGAGAGAGAAGGAACGAGAAAGUUAUACGUUCAAGGUACGGCGGACGUGUGCAGCUUGUCCAGACGUGCCGAGCUGAGCUGAUCGGCCGCAGUCAAAAUCAAGAGCGUCAAGCAAGCCGACUACGUUCUGCGCUAAGGGGAGGCGAGGAAUGCCGCGCAUUCGACUGCGCGCCAGGAAGGUGAUUGAAGAGUCCAGCACCAAGCAAGAAAGCAACAGCUGGCACAGUGUUGAUACAAAAAAGCGACAAGGAGCGAACAACGGUGGGAGUCGAGUGUGUACAAUGGAGAUACAAGAAGUUGGAGGUGGUGUGAGGAGAGAAAAUAUUAAAUUGGCAGAUGUUCUGGACGCGCUGAUGGAGAGAUGAAUGCGGCUUCGGACGAGCCGGACGGAUCCAAAGUUGCGCCACUUUUAAGUUCCAGCGAUUCUACGUCAGCACAGCGAGCUACACUGGUCCCGUACGUGCCCUGCAGCACGGCAGCUGGGCGGGCUUUUUGAUUGUCAUCGACACUAGUAUGAAAUACAGUUUAUCUGAUCGACUGGCGCUCUGGGGCGGGCGCACGACGAAUUAUGCUUGCGUUCCCAGUCGUGGCUCGCCCCAGGGAAGGGCAGAGAGACGGAGCGAGGCCAGCGUAAAGCACAGCACGAGAAUGCGUAUUCGUAGUACUGGAUUUGCUGGGGCUCGAGACUCACAGGAAGGAAGGAGCGUUCGUUGCCUUACCAACGUGCCUUUUGCUGCCUGACCAAAGAUGC
This is a messenger RNA of Verruconis gallopava, 4023 nucleotides long. RefSeq lists its product as uncharacterized. Bases 922 to 1569 code for a protein of 215 amino acids. Lineage: Eukaryota; Fungi; Ascomycota; Dothideomycetes; Venturiales; Sympoventuriaceae. The record is from RefSeq and is a predicted model, not a curated record. The transcript is spliced from 2 exons.